This is a messenger RNA of Ordospora pajunii, 633 nucleotides long. RefSeq lists its product as uncharacterized. The transcript has a single exon. Bases 1 to 633 code for a protein of 210 amino acids. The record is from RefSeq and is a predicted model, not a curated record. NCBI's taxonomy places the organism in Eukaryota, Fungi, Microsporidia, Ordosporidae.
AUGCUGACUGGAUCAUCAGCAGCACAGAUCAUAUCAAAAGAAAAGGGAUACACCAUCAAAAGCGUUGCAUCGUCAAAUACAUUCUUGAUCAAAAAGGGCUCGGCGUACACAAAAGCAAAGCUGGUGCUGGAUCUUGUUGAAAACGAGCCCGAUCUGGAUAAAAUCUACAAACACAUUCCAUUCUGCUCAGCAUGGAACAUCUCAAACGGUAUCAAUAUACAGCAGGUGUUCCAUCUAGGUGAUAAUCAAGUCGUAGACGUUGCUAAACCAUUGAAGCUAUUACAUAUAAAUAGCAUGCAUUUCAAGAUAUGCUAUCAUGAUGUAAAGGAAAUUGUGUGCUACAUGAACAGCAUCAAAGACAAUCCAAAUUUUGAUCGAAUGAUGGACAUAUAUCCUCCAGACAUCAAAAAAUGGGCACUUGAAUCCUUCACAGGCGAUGUAAACGAAAUAGGAUUGUAUUGCAUAUUGCUUCUCGAUGAAGAAAACAAUCUACAGGCAUUUCUACCAAUGUGGACGCAGCUAAGCAUUGAAGAUACAAGUGUGCAUGCAUUAGCUGAAUACAUUAACUCGGUUUUUGUAGAAAGUAAGCAAAAAGAACGGCUUAUAAAAUACUUGAAUACCAUCUACGAUUAA